CCUUCUUUGGGGAUUAGUUGAUAAUAUUCCAUACAGCCUUUGAAGGCCGCUCAUAUAAUCUGCUUAAUCUGAGCAGGACAUCACCAGAUGAGCAACGGCAGCUGAGAAGAGUGGAUAUACUGUUCAAGGGCUGUCGUCGAGUGAGACAACAUGUCCAUCACAACCUGUCAGAAAGUGACUUUGAUAUCAUGUUCGGUCCUGUGUGUGUCUCUCUUCUUGCCCAGGAUGCUUUUGCCCAGAGCCGAAAAGGAGUUGGGACGGCCGCAGGUUGGCCCCGGGUUCUCCCCCCCAGGGAUGCGUGAGAUGUCGUUGUCCGACGACCCGAAGCAGUGGGGCGUGGAGCCUUUCCACUCCAUGACACGCAGCGCUGAGGCCUCUGCCAAAGUCAGAAGCAUCGGACGUGGCAAAAAACACAACCUGAUGGCUCAAGUCAUACCCAUUUAUGGAUUUGGGGUUCUUCUUUACAUCCUCUACAUAAUUUACAAGUUGACUUCCAAGGACAAGAAUACUAGAUCAGGAAAUGACAGUCCAACUAUGAGCAUGGAGAGGAAUAUGACUGACGAUGAGCUUGCCAGACUACAGGAGCGAAUACUUCAGUCAGAAAGGAUCAUGGAGAGGAUUGUUUCAGGAAAAACUCGUGCUUCUGGGAGUGGAAGACGCAGGAGAAGUAAAUCGACUCCGACUAAGAAGGAGGAGAAACUUCUCAAGCAACUGAGGCAGAUCGCACAGCUGAUGCAAGAGGGCCGCGAGGAGGGUGCCUCCCCGGAGAUGGAGGCAGAGGAAGUCCCUUACAGCGCAGACUGGGAAGGUACACUGUAUGUCCUCGGCCGCUUGUUUACAACUCACCUGUUUGAGGUUGAUGACUGCCUCACACCAGGCUACCCAGAGGAAACCUACCCUGAGUAUGAAGUACCCAACUACAAACAUGAAUUUGACCGUGUGGCCCUGGAGGAGCCCGCCAACCAGCCCACUGCGGAGGCCCUCGCAGAGCGAAUGGAGCAAGAGGAGGAAGAGGUUGUGGCAAGGAAGUUAUCCAUAGUACAAGAGGAGGAUGAAGAUGAGGAGCAGGAAGAUGAGGAUGUGGGAGAUGUGGAGGAAGUAGAUGAGGAGGAGGGGGAGUACAAUGAGGAGAUAGCAGAAGAGGAGGAGGAGGAGGAGGAGGAGGCAGAAGCUGAGAAAAGACUUUUGCUACUUCCACUUGCGUCCCAGGAUGCUACAAAUACAAAGCACGAAAGAUUAGGUCUGCAAAUACACAAUGAGCUGCAAGGUCAUCAUAAAGAGGGGAGGAAGCAUAUUAGCUUUAACGACCAAAGGGAUGUGUUUCACUACCCAAAAGAAGAUACCUACGAAGGACAGGUGCAGAAGGGGGAGGAAGGAGAAGAAGAUGAGGAGGAGGAUGUGAAUGAAGAUGAUGGAACAGAGGUGGAAGAAGAGGAGGAGGAGGUUGAUGAGGAAGAUCCUGUGACCGAAGCGGAGAGACUUCAGUUUAGUAGCGCAGAAUGUCCCAACCCUGAGGAAGAGGCAGAGGAGGAGGAAGAAGCGGCGUAUUUGGCAACGUUAGCAUCCGCGGAGAGCGACAGUAAAGUUCACGUAGACAUUGGCAAAGAGGUCAGCGGGCUGAGGAUGCGAAACAGGAGAGAGACGUAAAGAAUUUCCCUUCAAAGUAGUCUGAGCUCUCGUCUAUUCAUCAUUUUUUAAAUGGAUACGCUAGUGCAUGUAUGAAGUUUUAGUCUAUUGACCAGUUGAGAUUACGAUCCUUUUUUACUAGAUCCUUUUUUGUGUCAAUACAAAGAGGUUUUUAUCAUCUCUUUGAAGAGAGACGAUAAAGUAGGAGUUGGGGUACGCGAAGAUGGCUGGCAGAUUAGGGGUUUAGGCUCAGGGGUUUAGGGGUUAGGGUUUGGGGACCUCCCGAUCACCACCAAGACUCACUUUCCACCAACACCUCAAGGAUUAUACUGUAUGUAUCUGUUUUACGUGUAGAGGUAGGGUAAAUGGUACUUGGUAAGAACAAAGUUUAGGAUGUGAGAUCGGUUGUUAAGGAUUGCUUAGGUUUGAUGUGCUGGAAGGUUCGGGCAAGGGCGGGUUCUGGUUAAGAUUUGGGUUAGGGUAAAGUGUGGGCUUCGGCCGGAUUAGUUCAUUGGUUUUUCAGAACUUCGCUGUAAAUCCAAAUAAAACAUGUAGACAGGGGAAUGGCUUUUCUCUUUCUGCCAGCAAGUCACUGUGACCAUUAAAGAUACACUUUGGUCGUCAAAUUCAGAAUUCAACAUUUUACAGUAAAAAUGUGUCCAAUCAGAGACACUCCAAAGUACCUUAACCAUACUACUCAAACAUUAAUGUAGCCCUAACCAUGACAAAACCCAAACAAUAGAUGGUUCUGCAUCAACCAGUGUGGUUGCGUCUUUGUCCUUUGUCCUUUGUUACAUAACAACACAAGGUGGAUUCACACAAUUUAGUGAUACCAAAUUAGUUUUUUUAUUACUUUGACGAUGUUUGAAGACAAUCACCAUCAUGGACAAUGAGGAUUUGUCGUAUUUCAGCAAAGUCUGUCAACUCCCCAUUAAAAUAUUGAAACAUCAUGCCAAUUCCACAGCAACAACACCCUUUAUAAUAAACCCGAGUGCCUUGAUAGUCUUAGACCAAACAAUUUCCUUGGGCACAUUGAGAGAUCUCGCAAAGUACUUUCGAGGUAACGCAAACCUUAGGUGCUCCAUAUAAUAUAUAUCCAUUUAAAAGUAAGUUUUUUUUGUUUGUUUGUUUGUUUUCAAGAUCAAGUAUUUUUAUUUCAGUGUAGAACCCCUAACUCUUAACACUCAAGCACCAAACCUAACUUUAAAUUCCUAAUUAUGCUAUUAAAACCCUACCUUCAUGAUAUGCUGUGAGCAAUGUAAGAAUAUUUUAACAGAAGACAAAUGUAAACAUACAGAGGCUUUUUUAUUUGUUCACAUUUU
Phyllopteryx taeniolatus (common seadragon) is the source of this 2948-nucleotide messenger RNA. It is a transcript of the gene ric3a, whose product is annotated as RIC3 acetylcholine receptor chaperone a. Gene Ontology annotation, cellular component: intracellular membrane-bounded organelle; neuron projection; neuronal cell body. The coding region runs from base 151 to 1647 and encodes 498 amino acids. Lineage: Eukaryota; Metazoa; Chordata; Actinopteri; Syngnathiformes; Syngnathidae. The record is from RefSeq and is a predicted model, not a curated record. Gene Ontology annotation, biological process: protein localization to cell surface; synaptic transmission, cholinergic. The transcript has 6 exons.